GCGGUAGAUUAGGUCCGCGGGUCGAAGCAGCCACCGCCGCUCCCGUACCUUGUGGGAAGCACCUGCUGCCACCGCCGUCUCCUUCGUCCCUUCUGGGGCAAGGCCGGAGCCAGAUUUCCAGUGUCCCUAGUAGACCUCCUUGGAGCAACUUCAGCCAAUUCAAUGGCGUCCUCGACGACUGUGCCUCUGGGAUUUCACUAUGAAACAAAGUAUGUUGUUCUCAGCUACUUGGGACUUGUCUCUCAGGAGAAACAACAAGGAGUUCAACUAGAUGUCGCUCCACAGUCCCUGAAUCCAGAAGUUUUAUUAAAACUUAAAUCUGAGAUUGAGGAAGAACUGAAAUCCUUGGACAGAGAAGUCUCUGAAGCCUUCACCAGCACAGGCUUUGACUGUCACACCUCACCAGUAUUUAGCCCUGCUAACCCUGAAAGCUCCAUAGAAGACUGCUUGGCUCAUCUUGGAGAAAGAGUGUCACAGGAUCUGAAAGAGCCUUUGCAGAAAGCAUUGCAGACGCUCCUCAGCCAGCCAGUGACAUAUGAGGCAUAUCGUGAAUGUACAGUGGAGACUGCAGUCCACACCACCGGAUGGAAUAAGAUUUUGGUGCCUCUAGUUUUGCUACAACAAAUGCUUUUGGAAUUGACACGCCGUGGUCAAGAGCCUUUGAGCACGCUGCUGCAGUUUGGCGUCAUGUAUCUGGAGGACCGCGCAGCGGAGUUCAUCAUUCAGCAAGGCGGCUGGGGCACUGUCUUUAGUCUUCUUGAGUCUGAGGAGGAGGAAUAUCCUGGAAUCAUUGCGGAAGAUAGCAAUGACAUUUAUAUACUUCCCAGUGACAACUCCGGACAAGUUAGUCCCCCUGAGUCUCCAACAGUGACAACGUCUUGGCAGUCAGAGAGCCUACCCGUCUCACUGUCUGCUAGCCAGAGUUGGCACACAGAGAGCCUCCCGGUGUCCCUCGGGCCUGAGUCCUGGCAGCAGAUUGCAAUGGAUCCUGAAGAAGUGAAGAGCUUAGACAGCAGCGGGGCUGGAGAGAAGAGUGAGAACAACUCGUCUAACUCAGACAUCGUGCACGUGGACAAGGAGGAGGUACCAGAGGACGCGUUCCCGGGGGCCGCUGCCCCCUUGCUCCCACAGGUCCCUACUGUGGAAGCCCCAGAGAUGAUGGGAGUUAAGAAAACCAGCCCCACUCCGUCUGUGUUUGUGGAGCUUGGUGAGGAGGAGCUGGAGGCAGUAGCAGUGAGACCCGCUGCUGUGGAGAGGGUGGAGGGGGCCGCUCAGCUGAGUGAGGAGGGGGCUGGGAGCAGGAAAAAGAGCCACACUGGGGAGGCCAUUGCUGCCAGGGGGACAAAGAGUGGCCUGCCCGCCGAGGGCAAGGCUGUCCUGCUCUUUGGAGGGGCUGCUGCGGUGGCCAUCCUUGCAGUGGCAGUUGGCGUUGCACUGGCUUUAAGAAAGAAGUAACGGUCUUUUCAGACGAGAGACAAGACAGAAAGACCUGCGGCUUUAGUUGUAUUCAUUGAACUUAGAAGACUGCCAGCAACUGACUGGACAUUACAGGACACUGGGGAAUUGGGCUUUCUGUUCACCAUGGCAGUGACUUGAGAUAGUGUUCAUAUUGGCCUGGUUGUCAUUUUAAGGGCCUUGGCUCAUGCUAGAUUCAGGAGGACAAGCGUGAAGUUCCCACUUUAACAGGUUAGUCAACUUGGGCACCAUCGGCCUUCCAGUAAUUCUCUGUAGGAGGCUGCCCUGUGCACUGUAAUGAUCGGCCACAUCCCUGCCUUCUACCCACUAGAUGCCACCGGCACCCCACUCGCAAUGACGGUAGCCAGAAUGUCUCCUACAUUGCCAAAUGUCCCCUGGGGACAAAGUCAUCUCCCUUUUGAGGGCCACUGCUCUAAGAGGUAGAGUUAAAUUAGGAGAAUCUGUGGGAGGAGCCUGCAGCUGGGAUGGCCAGCUGUUCAUCCUGUUGCAGCUGGGACUGCCAGAUGUUCAUCCUGUUGCAGUCUCUCAGGACAGGUGAGCUGCAGACGGUGCUCUGCAGCUGGUUUUUCCCCUGGUCCCCAUUCUGUAGCGUGAGGUGCUCCUCAGCAUCACACGGACAGUCUCUCAGGUACCGCAGCAGUGCAGUGUCUCACCCUGUACCUCUUCCACACCCAGCAAGCUCCUGAAGCUUCCCAUGGCUCCAUCUUUCAAAGGUGAUGCCUUUAGGGACCUUUUAAACAAUAAAUACCCAGUCCAGGUGUGGUGGCACCUGCCUGUAAUCCCAGUAUUUAGAAGCAGAGGCAAAGAGAUUAUCCCGAGUUCAAAUCUAGCCUGGUAUACAUACGGAGACCAUCCGGGACUGUUCGGUGAGACCUUGUCCCAAGAAAAGGGAUAAAUACACUGAAGCUGCACAGGAGACUUAGGGUUCCCUAGUCUGAUGGCCAGCGCAGGGGACAGGCUGCAGUCGUUGGUCUUAGAGGCAGGAAGGUGGUCGACAUGACCUGUCAAGGUCUAUUUGACCUCUUACAAGUAUAGCCAGCCCGCCACCCCACGUGCCUAUGAUUUAGCAGUGACACCUCUGAGGGCAUACAUGCCAUCUAGAACCUGGAUUAGCGUGUCUCCCACUACCUGUUCUUGGGUGUUGGAAUAUCAUCAGCUUCUCUGUGGGUCUCUGAGUGUAGAAAGCAGUAUCAUCCUUUGGCUCACAGAAUCAGAUGGGUCAUAACCCUUACUCAAUGUAAAUCAUGAAAUAAAUGAUAAGGGAUUAUCAUUUAUUAUUAGGUAUCACUUAAAUGAAAAGUGGGACAGAAACUUGAAUUUAAGACCAAGACUGCUGCUGAGGUUCUAGUUUGGUCUUGAGCAAUCAAGAGACUUCUUGGCCUGAGCUUUAGCCCAGCACCAGGCAACAGACCCAGAGGACACCAUGCACUCACUGUAGCUAGUGGGACUCAGCAGAAUCUUGUAUCGCCUGGCUGACCCCAUCCCUCAAGGAGGGGUGGGACCUGUCCCUCUCAUGCCUGAGGGCACAGUGCCACCCUGCAAGGCACACGUGCUUGAUAAGAAGUCAUCUCAGAUUUAUCUUAGUCAGUCAUGUAACAUUACUUCUUAGAUCCUGAAAUUUAUAAUAAAAAUACUUUUAACUACUCUAA
Grammomys surdaster is the source of this 3125-nucleotide messenger RNA. RefSeq names its product BCL2 like 13 (gene Bcl2l13). The coding region runs from base 163 to 1455 and encodes 430 amino acids. Lineage: Eukaryota; Metazoa; Chordata; Mammalia; Rodentia; Muridae. The transcript has 7 exons. Gene Ontology annotation, biological process: apoptotic process; regulation of apoptotic process. The record is from RefSeq and is a predicted model, not a curated record. Gene Ontology annotation, cellular component: mitochondrion.